AUGUCGGUUGUGAGCGCACUACCUUUUCUCAAACCUAUCCAUAUGCGGACUCCUGUUUCUCCUGGCCGUCAGCGCCGGCACACACUUCCAGCCAGCGAGUUCAGAUGUCUUAACACGGAGGACGCUAUCAGUGUGUUCGAGAUUGAGAGAGAGGCAUUUAUAUCAGUGUCUGGGGAGUGUCCUCUUUAUCUUGAUGAAGUCCGACACUUCCUUACCCUCUGUCCCGAACUGUCUUUGGGAUGGUUUGUGGAAGGGCGUCUGGUCGCCUUUAUCAUUGGCUCGCUUUGGGACCAAGACCGUCUGACGACAGAAGCCCUGACCCUGCACAAACCCCACGGAACCACAGUGCACAUCCACGUGCUGGCCGUACACCGUACCUUCCGGCAGCAGGGCAAAGGCUCCAUACUGAUGUGGCGCUACCUGCAGUACCUGCGCUGUCUGCCCUACGUGAGACGUGCUGUGCUUAUGUGCGAGGACUUUCUGGUCCCUUUCUACCAAAAAUCUGGUUUCAAGGUCCAGGGUCCGUGUGAGAUCACAGUGGGUCCCCUGACCUUCAUUGAGAUGCAGUAUCCUGUCAGAGGCCACGCGUUCAUGCGUCGUAACAGCGGCUGCUGA
Chanos chanos (milkfish) is the source of this 615-nucleotide messenger RNA. It is a transcript of the gene aanat1, whose product is annotated as arylalkylamine N-acetyltransferase 1. Lineage: Eukaryota; Metazoa; Chordata; Actinopteri; Gonorynchiformes; Chanidae. The transcript is spliced from 3 exons. The record is from RefSeq and is a predicted model, not a curated record. Gene Ontology annotation, cellular component: cytoplasm. Gene Ontology annotation, biological process: circadian rhythm; response to light stimulus. Gene Ontology annotation, molecular function: aralkylamine N-acetyltransferase activity. The coding region runs from base 1 to 615 and encodes 204 amino acids.